Drosophila willistoni is the source of this 1234-nucleotide messenger RNA. Its product is annotated as alcohol dehydrogenase 1. Gene Ontology annotation, cellular component: cytoplasm. Bases 112 to 894 code for a protein of 260 amino acids. The record is from RefSeq and is a predicted model, not a curated record. NCBI's taxonomy places the organism in Eukaryota, Metazoa, Arthropoda, Insecta, Diptera, Drosophilidae. The transcript has 4 exons. Gene Ontology annotation, molecular function: alcohol dehydrogenase (NAD+) activity.
UCAAUGCUGCGAUCUUUGGAUCAGUCAAGAAUUUAUAGCGGUCGAGUGCAGUGCAAUAAAGAAAUAACUAACCAACUAACUAACUUAAAGUGCUGGUUCUGGUAAGAGAAUAUGGAUUUGGCUAACAGAAAUGUGGUUUACCUUGGAGGUUUUGGCGGCAUUGGUCAGCAAUGUGUACAAGAGCUACUGCAAAAGCAACUUAAGUCUCUGGCCAUAUUCGAUUUAAUGGAAAAUGACAAGAUUCUAAGCACUUGGCAGCAGAAUUAUCCCCAAACAGAUAUAUUCUAUCAUAAGGUGGACAUAACUAAGAAAUCCAAUAUAGAAGCGGCAUACAAAGCAACGUCCGAGCAUCUGAAUGGACACAUUGAUGUGGUGGUCAAUGGGAUGGGCUUGAUGAACGAUCGUCAUAUCGAACUGACCAUAGAGAUUAAUCUGUUGGGCGUUAUCCAUAGUACUCUGACUGCAUUGGAAUAUAUGUCCAAGCCGAAGGGCGGGCAAGGUGGUUUAAUUGUCAACAUAUCAUCGGUGGCUGGCCUUCAGCCCACUCCACUUAUGGCCAUCUAUUCGGCAGCCAAAACCGGAGUUACCACCUUUACUCGAGCCAUGGCCAAUCCCUUUUACUUCUCACAUUCUGGUGUCGGCUUUAUAACCAUCUGUCCGGGCUUUACCAAUACCGCACUAUUGGAUGAUAUUGAUAAUAAGACAACAUUUACAUAUCGCACACCCAUGCAUGAUAUAUUCCCCAUGGUCAAGAGGCAGAAUGCCAACGAUUGUGCCCGAAAUCUAAUCAAGUCCAUUGAAGAGGGACACAAUGGCGAUGUUUUAAUGUUGGAAUUGGGCGAAAUUACUAAAGUGGAUAUACCCGAAAUGUGGAAGCCACAAUUGGAGCAAUGAUGUCGGAGGGUUUGGUUGGGUGGAGGGGAAUGGGGUCACUGAUUUGUUGAAUUUCAAGUUGAACAUGUUAAUUAUAUUAAUUUUGUUUAUUUUUUUUUUGGAGGAUCGUGAUGUUAAGAGUUGAUGUAUGUCAUCAUAUAUACAUACAAACAUACAUAUGUGAGAUAUGACCUCAAAAACCACACAAACUUAUUCUUAUCCAUAUCAGAUAUCAAAGCGGGAAUUGUAUUUCAUAUUUAAAGUGCAUAUAUGUAUGUAAAGUUCGUGUUAUAUACUAUAUAAUUAUUGAUUUCAGUAAUGGAUUAAACGUUUUCUACAUCGAAAACUAAUGCAAAACUAA